Molecule: messenger RNA, 2996 nt
Organism: Sinocyclocheilus anshuiensis
Lineage: Eukaryota; Metazoa; Chordata; Actinopteri; Cypriniformes; Cyprinidae
Product: zinc finger protein 513-like
Exons: 5
Coding region: 302-1957 (551 amino acids)
Biological process (GO): regulation of transcription by RNA polymerase II
Cellular component (GO): nucleus
Molecular function (GO): RNA polymerase II cis-regulatory region sequence-specific DNA binding; DNA-binding transcription activator activity, RNA polymerase II-specific
Source: RefSeq, a predicted model, not a curated record
GCGUAAGUGAGGAAACGGAUAUACGCAACGUAGCGGAAGAAAAUGUAUACAAUGGCAAUUUGGAAAUCAAUUAAGUUAUGAAAAAAGAGCAUUAAUUGCCUUUCUUUGUGGUCGAUGUGUUCUGGGAUGGCGGACUGAGAGCAGUAGCGCCCCGUCAGACGCCGCUGUUUUGCCUCGACGGGAACCGUUAUUUGACGCGUCAGGCAGAAAGAGCAGUGCUUUUAAAGGAUACUUUGGAGAAUGAGUUGAUUGUUUUCGAGGGAAUCCAGAGGAGGUUGCAAAUAAAAAGGCUAACUGGAAGAUGCCAAGAAGAAAACAACAGAAUCCACAACCAGUCAAGUUGGAUUCUGAAGAUGGUUUAGGCACUGUGCGUCCAGCAAGCCUUACCUUUGAGAGCGACUUUCUCCUGGGACAAGAACUCGAGUUUUCAGAUCCUGACAAUGACAGCAAGAUCAUAGGCCUUGAAAAGUUCUCAGCUGACAUCAGUUUGCCUGGCUUCCCCCUGGGAGACGAGGAGAGCUCCCCCUUCAGCCGCCUCAGUAUGGAGAGUGACGCUGACGACCUGCGUGCGACCGAAAGCGAGCGUGAAGAGAGGGUUUCUGAGUCUGCCUUUCCCUCUUACCUCUCUUGCAGGGGCUGUGGUCAGCUCCUGGAAGACCCCCUGGGACCAGGCAUGGACUUGGUGGGGCUCUUCUGCAUGCGCUGCUGCAAAGGAAAUGUGGAUGGUGUUGCAGACAGGAAGCUCUGCUCGGGCUUAGGCUUACAAGCGGAGUCUAGAGGGGGAGGGAAUGAGGGCGAUGCUGGCGAGGAUGGUUCCCUGAAGCUCCACUCAUGCACGCUCUGUGGUUUCUCAUCGCGCUACACCAACCACAUUAAGAGACACAUGAAGACACACAAUGGCGAAAAGCCGUACGGGUGUCCACUGUGCUCCUAUGCAUCGGCACAACUAGUGAACCUGCAAAGGCACUUGCGCAUACACACAGGGGAAAAGCCCUAUAAGUGCAACCACUGCACGUUUGCAUGCAGUUCCUUAGGGAACCUGAAGAGGCACCAGCGCAUGCAUGCAGCUGUAAGCCCGGGUCAGAGUGUCCCUCAGCCAGUAAGUGGCAAUGGUUUAAAUCACACCACCGCAAGUCAGAAGGAAAAGAAAGCGGCUCCUGUCCCCUCUGAAGUUGCAGGUGCUGUGCAGUCUGCCUUGCGACCCCACGUGGGAAGGGAUGGGAACUACUUGCACACCCUUGAUGGCCUGAGGCUUCCACAGCAGUCAUCGGCAGGGGUGUUGCAGUCAGGACAGGCUGCUUCUGAACCUGCCACUCUACCCCCCAUAUUCUUCCCCUUCACUUGUCGGCUGUGCGGCAUGGCCCUGGAUGACGAGGAUGGAUCCUCGGCCCAGAUAUGUGCAAAGUGCACCUUGGAAAUGCUAACUAAGGACACACCCGGAUGCCCCGCUGAGCGAGGGGACAAAGUCUACACCUGUGCUGCCUGCCCCUUCCUCACCCACUACCCGAACCACCUGGCCCGCCACAUGAAGACCCACAGUGGAGAGAAGCCAUACAAGUGCCCGCAGUGCAACUACGCCUCCGCCCACUUCGACAACCUCAAGCGGCACCAUCGAGUACACACCGGCGAGAAACCCUACAAGUGCCACCUGUGUGACUAUGCCUGCGGCAACCUGGCUAAUCUCAAGAGGCACCAGCGGGUGCAUUCAGGUGCCAAACCCUUUCAGUGCGCCAUCUGCAACUACAGCUGCAACCAGAGUAUGAAUCUGAAGCGGCACAUGUUGCGCCACACGGGUGAGAAGCCCCAUAAGUGCCAAGAGUGUGGCUACACCACUGGCCACUGGGACAACUACAAACGACAUCAGAAGAAGCACAGCCUGACUACAGGUGGCUGGGUUAAAGUGCAGAUGCCUGGAAAUGAGGAAGAGUUGGAGGACGAGGAAGACGAAGAGGUGUAGCCUCUUAUUGCAAGACAGUCGUCCAUAUGAGAUUUUACUGUUACAGCAUAAGUUUUGUUGGUUGUUCUUCUUUUUCUUUGUGCCAAGAGUUAUUUUGAAAGUCAUUAUUUUAGACUCUUGGAAUUAUCCUCAAGCUGCUACAUGAAGUCAUGCACAAAUUAAAAGACAGUUACCUGAAUGUCCUAAUGCACGGUUUGUCCAGUCUUGCUCCUGAAGGGCCGACCUUCCUUCAGACUCUAAAUAAACACACCUGAAACGUCUAAUCAAGGACUUUAGGAUUACUUGAAACUUCCUGCCAGGUUUGUGAGAGAUGGUUGGCGCUAAACUCUGCAGGAAGGUGGUCCUCCUGGAGCAGGUUUGGACAAUCCUGAUUAAUGCCUUUGAACAAGGCAGUUUGUGUUUCCCAAAGCUCUCUAAGAGCAUUCUGAGCCUGAUUGUGGUUCAUUUAUCAGUGCCAAACAGACACUACUGCACCACUGCCAUAGGAAGUACUUCUUUAAGCCUGGAGCUACAUUGCAUGCACUUAAGUUUACCUUGGUUGGCUUUUUUGAGGUUUUAUGUGAUUGAUCAUUUGUCCGUCAAACAUCUUCUCAAGCCUACUGAUGAAAAUGUCUUCACGAAUGAGCAUUAUGCUGUGAUCUUUGAUCAUCUUGUUUUUGCUCUCAAUAGUUUUGAGGGGUUGUGUUGCCUUUUAUUGUGUAUCUUCUUGAACGUGAAAAAUGCCAUUUGUCUGAGUUUACUUGAAGCAAAAAUGGUGCAUAGUGGGUAUUUGUGUCAUGCUGAACAUAGAGCUUUUAUUUUUGUAUGUGAUUUUAUUUUUUAUCUCCGAGGAAUGUUUGGCAUGUAUUUGCCACCCAUGGCAUCAUUAGCUAUACUGAAAAACAACAGUAACCGUAAACCCUAAUAUGCAGUUAAACCUUCAGGUUGCCAAAAACGUCUGAACAUUGAUGCUUGAGUGUUUUGUUAUUAUGCAGUGGUUUCAUUAAUGCCUUAAAUAUCCUCAAAUAAAAGAGUUUGUGUCGAAACUUCCUUGUCUCAA